Arachis stenosperma is the source of this 1084-nucleotide messenger RNA. Its product is annotated as annexin D3-like. Gene Ontology annotation, cellular component: cytoplasm. Bases 57 to 1022 code for a protein of 321 amino acids. Lineage: Eukaryota; Viridiplantae; Streptophyta; Magnoliopsida; Fabales; Fabaceae. The transcript has 6 exons. Gene Ontology annotation, molecular function: calcium-dependent phospholipid binding; calcium ion binding. The record is from RefSeq and is a predicted model, not a curated record.
CAGUUUCUUUCUCUGCGGUUUCGGUGUCUCUGAAGAAGAGAGCAAUAAAAGAAAAAAUGGGUUCGUUGAAAGUGCCAGAGGUUGUUCCUUCUCCAACUGAGGACAGUCAACGACUCAGAAAAGCUUUCCAAGGAUUGGGAACAAAUGAGAAAGCGAUAAUCCUGGUUUUGGGGCACAGGAACUGGAGGCAAAUAAAAGAAAUCAGAGAAACUUAUGAAAAACUUUACAAUGAAUCACUCAUUGAUCGUCUUCAUUCUGAACUGUCGGGUGAUUUUAGAAAUGCUGUGAUUAUGUGGAGUGAAGACCCUGCUGAAAGGGACGCAAAAGUGGCGAGAAAAGCGAUGAAAGCGAGGUGGAAGGGGAUUAAAGAAUUACAAGUUUUGGUGGAAAUAAGCUGCGCAUCAACGCCUAACCAUCUGAUGGCAGUCAGGCAGGCUUACUGCUCUCUCUUUGAUUGCUCGCUUGAGGAAGACAUCCAUGCCUCUGUUUCUCCACCGCUCCAAAAGAUUUUAGUGGGGCUAGUGAGGUCUUAUAGGUAUGAUAAAGUAAUUGCAAAUUUGGAAGUUGGCAAGGCAGAGGCAUCAAAACUGCAUGAAGCAAUAAAGAAAAAGAAAUUGGAUGAUGAUCACAUCGUUUGGAUACUUAGCACCAGGAAUGUCUUCCAGCUCAGACAAACUUUUGCAUGUUACAAGAACCUCUAUGGGAAUACAUUGGAUCAGGACAUAAAGAAUUGUGGUAAGGGUGAUUUGGAAUCUCUCUUAAAUGUCGUAGUUUGUUGCAUAGACUGCCCUGAGAAACAUUUUGCCAAGGUUGUGAGAGAUUCUAUUCUUGGACUUGGAACCGAUGAAGAUUCUCUCAAUAGAGCUAUUGUAACUAGAGCUGAAAUUGACUUAUUGAAAAUCCGAUUCGAAUAUGCAGAAAUUUACAAAUCUAGCCUUGAUGAUGACGUUAUUGGUGAUACCUCCGGUGACUACAGAGUCUUCUUGAUGACUUUGCUAGGGAAAGGUCCCAAUGGAGUUUAAUUUCAUACACCUAUUUAACAUCCACCAAUUCUCAUGUUGUUGAAGGCGUCAAUUUGGAUCAU